CAAUUCUGCUUAGUUUUCUCUUUUGUCGUAAUCAGGUGGCAAAACGAAAACCCUCGGAUUCCUCUGCUUCCUUCUCGUCCGUCGUCACUUUCUCUACAUCAGAGAGAUUCCGGUGUCCUUCUUCCUUUCACUCGCGUUUAACCUCUUUGCCUUGACGUUGUCCCCGUGAGCUCUCUCUGCUUUGACUGCAACCAUGUCGACUAUUAUGCAGAAGAUCAAAGAAAUUGAAGAUGAGAUGGCUAAAACACAGAAGAAUAAAGCUACUUCUCAUCAUCUGGGUUUGUUAAAGGCCAAACUUGCUAAGCUACGGAGGGACCUUCUUGCACCGCCUACCAAAGGUGGCGGUGGUGGUGCUGGUGAAGGUUUUGAUGUGACUAAAAGUGGAGAUUCUAGAGUUGGACUUGUUGGCUUUCCUUCGGUUGGAAAAUCUACGCUAUUGAACAAGCUGACUGGGACAUUUUCUGAGGUUGCUUCUUAUGAGUUCACGACUUUGACAUGCAUUCCUGGUGUUAUUACAUAUCGUGGAGCUAAAAUCCAGUUAUUAGAUCUUCCUGGUAUUAUUGAGGGCGCUAAAGAUGGAAAAGGUAGAGGAAGACAGGUUAUAAGUACUGCUAGGACAUGUAACUGCAUCUUAAUAGUUCUUGAUGCCAUAAAACCAAUUACUCACAAGCGUCUCAUUGAGAAAGAGCUCGAAGGAUUCGGAAUAAGGUUGAACAAGGAGCCACCAAAUUUAACAUUUAGGAAAAAAGACAAAGGUGGUAUCAAUCUAACUUCUACAGUCACUGUCACACACCUUGACCUCGACACGGUCAAGGCGAUUUGCGGUGAGUACAGGAUUCACAACGCUGAUAUCACCCUGCGCUAUGAUGCAACCGCUGAUGACCUCAUUGAUGUCAUCGAGGGCAGUCGGAUAUAUAUGCCCUGUAUCUAUGCUGUCAACAAGAUCGAUUCAAUCACACUUGAGGAACUUGAAAUUUUGGACAAACUUCCUCAUUACUGUCCUGUCAGUGCGCAUCUGGAGUGGAAUCUUGAUGGUCUUCUGGACAAGAUAUGGGAAUACUUGGAUCUAACUCGAAUCUACACAAAACCGAAGGCAAUGAAUCCGGAUUAUGAUGAUCCCGUAAUCUUAUCUUCCAAGAAGAGAACAGUAGAGGACUUCUGCAUCCGGAUUCACAAAGACAUGCUUAAACAAUUCAAGUACGCUCUGGUUUGGGGUUCAAGUGCCAAACACAAGCCACAAAGAGUUGGAAAGGAACACGAGCUCGAGGAUGAGGAUGUUGUUCAGAUCGUUAAAAAGAUAUGAUUAUUCCAGAUAAUGGAGAGAGUAAAGAGACCAAUCAAAGUAGCCAUAAUGAGAUCUCUCUAUAAGGUUAGGAUUUCUUUUGGUUUCUCAGCUUAUCUUCUGUAUUGUAUUAUUAUAUCCAGACGAAAUCUGUCUGCACCCUUUUGUUUUUUUUUUGGUCUUAUUGGAGAUACUUUUGUCUUCUUCCAAUUAUAUCAUGUGAUUGAUGUUGUCGGAACCCCUCAUUAUUAUCUCGAAUAUGGGUUUUGCCUGGAUUUUCUCCUCCCUUGUUUUUAUGAAUGGAACUAGACUAUUUUUUU
Molecule: messenger RNA, 1602 nt
Organism: Arabidopsis lyrata subsp. lyrata
Lineage: Eukaryota; Viridiplantae; Streptophyta; Magnoliopsida; Brassicales; Brassicaceae
Product: developmentally-regulated G-protein 3
Exons: 10
Coding region: 194-1303 (369 amino acids)
Biological process (GO): cytoplasmic translation
Cellular component (GO): cytoplasm
Molecular function (GO): GTPase activity; GTP binding
Source: RefSeq, a predicted model, not a curated record